AUGACCUUGAUCCAACUUCAAGAAUGUACCUCAAAAAUAUGCUGCCAGAUCCCACCACCGUCUGGCCUAUCCAAGCCAUCUAAUGCCAAACAAGAGAUCAAACAGGACCCUGGGCUGGUGUACCAGGAACUGUACGACUCUGUUCUCUGGCUGCCCAUAAACAUCCUCAAUGUGACCUUGGAUGUCUGGUCCCACCUUUCCGGAAAGCCAAAGAUGCCCUCGUGGAAUCUCCAGACGACCGCAAGAGUGGGUCUCAUCCAGGCCCUCAGAGACCAGUCGUGCCAAAAGAGUAUCGGAUUCUGGAGAAUGGUCUUAAACCACUUGCCGGCCUUUCUUUGCCUUAUUCCGUCUUAUCGGCCGACAAUCCAAGACGGCUCAUUUUACUGCGCCAAACAAAAUUUGCCUGGCAUACUGAGCGAAAUUGACCAGGAAGACGAAGCUGGAACACGGAUCAUGAGUGCUGAGUGGGUAUCUACCGAGAACGAGGACUAUGAUAGGAAGACGAAAAAGAAGAAUAAGAACAAAAAGAAGGAUGAGGAAGAAGAGGAUACAUUAACCAAAAAGACAAAACGGCUCUUUUGGUCCAUCGUCUCGUUCUCUUUGCCCUCUUUAAGCCAGAGAUUAGACACUAGGCCAACCAGAACUCAAGCCAGACCAGACGAGAAGAUCAUUCUUUAUAUACAUGGCGGAGGAUUCUACAGCAUGAGUGCCCAGACACAUCGCAGCGUUACCUGUGCACUAAGUAAGGUAACCAAACGAAGAGUAUUUGCUGUCAAUUACCGGCUUUCACCCGAGAACCGCUUUCCAGCAGCACUGUGCGACGUUGUACAGUCGUAUUUGAACUUAAUAAAUGGAUCUAGUCAAGGCAGCUUUGAUCCGAAAAACAUUUUUGUUGCUGGAGAUUCUACAGGAGCCGGUCUUUGUUUAGCAAUGAUGCUUUAUUUACGUGAUCAUGGCGUACCAUGUCCAGAAGGUGCUAUAUUACUUUCACCGUGCGUUGACCUUACCUACAGACACUCUGUCUGGAAUGAGACUGUUGUGAAUAAUGUAUUCGUACCUCGGUCAGAGAUUCCAGGAACCUUGAAUCCAGCCAUACACUACCUUGGACCUGACGAUCUGCACAGAUUUGGCCGACAUCCUUAUGUGUCACCACUUUAUGCGGAUCACUUUGAACAUUUACCCCCUCUGUUGAUACAGUCAGGCGCAGUAGAAUCACUCCAGACCGAAAUCACUGAACUCGUCUAUAGACUAAAGACUGCAAAGACGACUCGAAUACAACACGAAGUAUACGAGGAUAUGCUUCAUGUGUUCCAAUCAUAUUCAUUUCAACAAUCACCCAGUGGGAUGGAAAGUAUUGGAUGGUGGGUCAAUACAGGAAUUCCAUUAUUAGACAAGUGGCAGAGUAGCAGAGUAACCAGAAGAAAUUAA
This is a messenger RNA of Phycomyces blakesleeanus NRRL 1555(-), 1428 nucleotides long. RefSeq lists its product as hypothetical. Lineage: Eukaryota; Fungi; Mucoromycota; Mucoromycetes; Mucorales; Phycomycetaceae. The record is from RefSeq and is a predicted model, not a curated record. The transcript is spliced from 4 exons. The coding region runs from base 1 to 1428 and encodes 475 amino acids. Gene Ontology annotation, molecular function: hydrolase activity.